AUGAGGUCGCUCAAAUUGCUGGCUGCCGUCCUGCCAGUCCACUUCCUCGCUGUUCUGGGAGGGGCCACCGAAGUAGAUGUCAUUGUGACGGAGGUUCUCACCCGAACCAUCACCGUCUGUCCUCUUACCGCGCUGUUUACUUGCGACAUCGACCUUGCUACGAGCACGAGCACUACAACGUCUCCUGGAGCCGCCGAGACCACGAGCACUACAACUGGCCCCGUUGUCCCCGAGACCACGACCACCCAUGGAGGCGCAGGCGGAGGCGGAUGGGAGGGAUCCUCGACCGUGACGACCUCAAAUUGGCACUACGGGAACGGGACCACCACUUCGGUCUCUGGCAUCUCUUCUGCCACCACCACUUCCGUCUCUGGCACCUCUUCUACCACCACCACGGGCAACGGCACCAGCACCACCGGCACCGCCACCACAAGCAUCACCACCACCACCGGCAGCUCUUCGACCACAUCUACCUCUAGCUGUGCCAGCUCGUCGCAGACGGCCGUUGGCAUCCCCCUGCCGCGAUGCAAUGACGCGAACCACCGCAGCCGAUGGUGUGACGGCAAGUCAAUUGACGAUGACACCGACACUCCUUACUACUCGGGAGAAACGAAGAGAUACAGCUUGACCAUCACCGCUCAGGACUUGGAUUUUGAUGGCACGCCGCAGCCUGCCUUUGCCAUCAAUGGCCAGUCGCCUGGGGAGCCUAUUGUGGCCAACUGGGGUGACUGGGUGGAGGUGACGGUCUUCAACGGCCUGGCGGAUAACGCGACGACCAUCCAUUGGCACGGAGUCCGACAAUACGGCACCAACGACCAAGAUGGCGUCCCCGGGGUCACCGAGUGCGGCAUUGCGCCAGGCUCUUCCCGCGUCUACCGGUGGCACGCGGCGACGUACGGAACGGGAUGGUACCACUCUCACGCCCUGUCUCAAUACGGGGGUGGGAUCCGCGGCCCCAUCAUCAUCCAUGGCCCUGCGACCGAGGACUACGACUUGGACCUGGGCACGGUGAUGAUCAACGAGAAGUUCACCCAAACCAUCUUCCAGAUGGCCUACAACAUCGCCCGAGUGCGCGGGGCGCUGCCACCCUCGGCCAACUACUUGCUCAACGGGAAGAACAAGUCUCCGGACGGCAGCACGGGGGAGAACGCCAAAUGGGUGGUCCAGAAGGGCAAGAAGCAUCUCUUCCGCAUCAUCAACAGCUCGGCCCAGAGUUCGUAUGCGGUGCACUUCGACAACCACAAGAUCAAGGUCAUCAGCGCCGACUUCACGCCCAUCGUGCCCUACGAGACCGACGUGCUCUACAUUCAGAGUGGCCAGCGGUAUAACGUGAUUCUCGAGGCGAGCCAGCAGCCUGAAGGAGCAUACUACCUCCGCGCAAUCACCCAAACCGGCUGCGGCGAAACGUCGGCCAACGAUGGUCUCGGAACGGCCAACGGCAUCUUCACGUACGAAGGGUCUUGUGCCACCCCGACCACCGGCAACUUCACCCUCGCCACGGCCGGCGACUGCAAGGAUGAACCGCUGGCCAGCCUGGUGCCUCAUGUGUCGAAGAGUGCUGGCUCGACCACGACGUUCCGGGACACGGUCAAGCUUCUUCCCGGCGGCAACGCAGGCAGCCAGAACUUUGACGGCUACGGGCCAGUGGUCAGAUGGUACCUUGGACCUUUGGAGGACCUGUCGGAGAACAGUGGCGCUCCGGGAGCCAGCAAGGGGAUCAACGUGACCUUCGACCAGCCUACCCUGAAGACGCUCGCCACGCUGCCGACCUUGGGCUACAACAGCUCGCUGUACUCCAACACGGCCGUGCUGGACGGUCCGGCCGGGGACUGGGUGUACUUUGUGAUCCAGAACAACUUCCAGACCUCGCACCCCAUGCAUCUCCACGGCCACGACUUCGCCGUGCUCGGCCAAGGCCGCGGCGUCUUCACCGCGGACCAGAUUGGCCAGCUCAACUUCGACAACCCGAUCCGACGUGAUACUGUGUUGCUUUUCGGCUUCGGCAACCCCGUCGCGUUCACGUCGGGUUGGACCGUCAUCGGGUUCCCCACCAACAACCCCGGUGCUUGGGUGAUGCAUUGCCACAUCAUCUGGCACGCCGACGGCGGCAUGGGUCUGCAGUUCCUCGAGCGGCCGGCCGAGAUCAACGCCGGGAAAUACUACAACACGCCCGCCUUCCAGCAAGAGUGCUCGGCCUACGAAUCGUACGAGGCGUCGGGUGACCAUUUCAAGUCGCCGUACGAGGCUGGGAUCAAGCGACGACACCUGGCAGACCGGCAGUUGCACGGGCAUGGCCGCUUCCACGGAGGGUCUGUCCGUCACAUCUAG
Capronia epimyces CBS 606.96 is the source of this 2328-nucleotide messenger RNA. RefSeq lists its product as uncharacterized. The coding region runs from base 1 to 2328 and encodes 775 amino acids. The record is from RefSeq and is a predicted model, not a curated record. Lineage: Eukaryota; Fungi; Ascomycota; Eurotiomycetes; Chaetothyriales; Herpotrichiellaceae. Gene Ontology annotation, molecular function: oxidoreductase activity; copper ion binding. The transcript has 3 exons.